Naegleria lovaniensis is the source of this 2667-nucleotide messenger RNA. RefSeq lists its product as uncharacterized. The record is from RefSeq and is a predicted model, not a curated record. Bases 1 to 2667 code for a protein of 888 amino acids. Lineage: Eukaryota; Heterolobosea; Eutetramitea; Acrasida; Naegleriidae. The transcript has 4 exons.
AUGAUUCACGAUAAUGACAACAACCAACCAAGAACAGGAACACCUUCAUCAAAACGAAGGUCCUCCUCCUCUAUUAGAUUCAAAUCACCCGUUUCCGAAACUUCUCCUCCGUCAUGUUAUUCCUCUGGGAUGAGUAAUAGUUCCAACAGCAGUUGCGAUUUGGCUAAUAGUGAAAGUGAAACUUCUUUAAAUCAAAUUGGAAUAUAUUUGGCAAAUUCAGGUUCAAUCAUUGAAAAUAAUGACUCUCUAGAACCCAUUUUCAAGAGAGGUAUUGACGUGAUUGAUUUUGUCGCAAGGACUCUUAAUGUUCAUUCCGAUGUGGUGUUAAUCAUUGAUAGAAAUGGAAAGAAACUGAAAAACGACUCCAUGUGCUCGGAAAUGUUUAAAAAUAGUGAUCAGUUAUUUGUGUUUAUCGCCAAGAAUUGGUUAGAUACAACUCUCAAAGAAUGUAUGGAAAUCAAGGAGCAAUCAAAAAAGAGUAUCACCCAUGAUGAACAACGAUUAUUUCAAGAUUUGUUAGAUUGUUGCAUGAAACAAUACGACGCUAUUCAAGCAAUAGUGAAAUAUUUUAAUUCCAUGAAAGACAAGGCUCAAGAAAUCACUGAGUCCAUUAAGAAGAGAAUUCCUGAACUAACGAAAAUGAAUCUCUCUAAAUUGAAAAAUAUUUAUGUGAAUAACAAUAUUACAAAUAUGGGACACCCAAAAUCACUUAACGAACAUUUCAAUAAUGUACAAGAGCAAAUGAAAACAUUUAUAGAAAAAUUUAAUCCAAGAUUGGAAGAGUUGAAUAAGAUCUCUUUUGGCAUUUCCUUGAACACAGACAAAAUUGAAAAUUUGUUUUUAGAAAUGACUGCUACACGAGAUGAUCCUGACAAAUGGAUGAACUGUAUCAUAGAGCUGCGAAGUACAUUGAACACUAUACUAAUGUCAGACGUUUAUCAACAAUUUUUGAAUUUAUCCAAACUGAGUCACACUCAGAGUAUUUUAUCCCAUUUUUAUCCUCGAUUUAAGGCGAUGGACCAUAUGGAUGAUAUUUAUAAUUUGACUCUUCUAGAAUUGCAUCAACGAAAUUUAUUUUGUGGAAGACUCCAAACAACCAUUGAUGAGCUGAAUAAACUCAUCAGACAGGAGAAUGAAAGGAGGUCCUCAUUCACAGCCAUGAUCAAAGAUUUUGAAAAAACGCAUGCUUAUCGAUAUCUAUGCUCUCUAGUUCCUCAACUGAGUCAUCGUGUGCAAGAGAUGGAACAACAAUGUAAUCAAACACCAGAUAUUGUACUCUCAGAGUCAGAAUUCAAUUCUACAAUUAUCAAAUAUAACACUCUCUAUGAACAAUAUAGGAUCAAGUACUCAUCUCCAGAAAUGGAGCAAAUAUCAUACUAUUCCAUGCUCACUUUUAAAACGCUAUCCUCGAUUGAACAGAUAAAAUCAAGCAAAGAUAACAUUGACGAGAGCGAGAAAAAGAACUUUGAACAAGAUUACUUGGAGAGCGUGACAGAAAUUCAAAAUCUAACCAUGGAAGUAGAUUCAUUAAAAUCUGAGAUUGAUCGUUUCAAACAUGACAACUACAAACUAGAGUUGGAAAUACGAAACAAACACAAUUUGGAGAUGGAAAUUCAAAAUCUACAAACAAAGAUAACAAGCAUAGAGAAAGAACAAAAUUCUACACUCAAAGAGAAUGAAACUUUAAGGUCCAGUAUUUCAGAUUAUGAAACUCAGUUAAACAUGUUACGAAAACAAAUCUCAACAAUGACAGAGAAGCAAACUUUAAUGGAAGAGCAGUACGAAUCACUCCAAAAUGAACACAAACAGACCAUUGAGAAAUAUCAACAAGUCCUACAAAAAUCCGACAAAUUACAGAACGACUAUGAAGAUGAUACUGAACAAUUGCGCAAACAAAUUUCUGGGUUGCAAAAAGAAAAUUCAAUCCUGAUAGAGAAUGAAUUGCAACUGAAAAAGAAAAUCUCUGACUUGGAAAAUGAAAAUGUAUGUCUCAAAGCGACACAUGAAGAGCAAGAGAAACAACGACAAUCCACAAUUUCCUCACAAGACCAAGAAAUUUCUGACCUUAAAAAGAAAUUACAUUCACUGGAAAAUGAGAAACGUGAGAUGAUUCAGAAUCACAUGACCUCGUCGCAGAUGGAAGAGUCUCAACGUAGUGAGCUUGAAAAAAAAGUUGAAACCUUGAACAAGAAAUUAGAAAGAGCUCAAGGUAACAUUAAAGACUUGACAGAAUCACAUGCAAUGGAAAUGGACUCUAUACGCAAACAGUUAGAGGAUUGUGAACGUUCUCGUCAAGAGAUUGAAUCAAGAAAUGUUAAAUUGGCUCUCGAUUUUCACAAUUUGGCUUCUGAAAUUCAAACCAACAAGGAAGAUCAUUAUUUGAGAGAGGCCAAAACGGUGAGCUAUUUGAGCGUACUUGAUACGUUGCUUGGAGAGUUAAUGGCUUACCUGGUACAUAAUUAUGAUUUGUGUGAGAAGUUGCCAGAUCUUGGAGCUAGAGCAGAAGACAUUAAAUAUUUACAUGACGAGCUGAGAGAAGUAUUGAAAAACUUUAACACUGAAAGUGUUGACUUUAGCGUGGUGAGGAGAAUUGAAGAUGUCAUUAGAUUAAUUGUCAAGGAGUUAGAUCACCCAAACAAAACCAACAACAAUCAACGACUGGUAUAA